AUGGCUCAAAGUCAAUCUCAAUUACAAAGUAAAGCUAAUGAGAAUUCCACACCAAAUAUUCUGACCGAAACAACAUUAGACCAUGGUGACAUAGAAGUUGAAAUUGACCUGGAAAUAGCAGCAGAGAUAAUGGAAGACUGGGAUCAAAGUAAAGUAAUGUUUGAAGAGUACAAAAAGUCUCAGAAUCCUUUAUGUAUUACUAAAACAAAUCCUGCUCUUGUAGAACUGGAAAUAUUGAUAUUUCCUCUACUUAGAGAUUUUCUCUAUAAACUAUUACAUCGAACAAUACAAGAGGACUGCUGUUAUAAACCACGGAGUAGUUUUAACGGAAUAGGCUAUCUAAGUGAAAGUUUCUAUAAUGCAAAUUCAAAAUACCCCCACAGAAAAAAUCCAUGCCUGCAUAUUUUUGAAAUGGAUUGGGUAAAUCUUGAAUUGAAAAAACGGUAAGUAUAUACAAUACUUAGAGCUGGUGCCUUUUAAAAAUUAAGUUAAGGCUAUGGGUACAUAAUUCGCAAAUAUUUUACGUGUAUCCCUACUUUUUCUGUCUUUACACGGCAAAUUACGUGUAGUAAAAUUCACACUGGUAUGGAUAUGU
This is a messenger RNA of Diabrotica virgifera virgifera (western corn rootworm), 595 nucleotides long. RefSeq lists its product as uncharacterized. The record is from RefSeq and is a predicted model, not a curated record. Lineage: Eukaryota; Metazoa; Arthropoda; Insecta; Coleoptera; Chrysomelidae. The coding region runs from base 1 to 447 and encodes 148 amino acids. The transcript is spliced from 3 exons.